Molecule: messenger RNA, 826 nt
Organism: Saccostrea cuccullata (small rock oyster)
Lineage: Eukaryota; Metazoa; Mollusca; Bivalvia; Ostreida; Ostreidae
Exons: 4
Coding region: 20-505 (161 amino acids)
Source: RefSeq, a predicted model, not a curated record
CAACACUCUGAAGAUAGCCAUGAAAUCAUCUCUUGACACGAAUUUCGUCAGUGAUGACAUCAGCAGUGCAAAUGUGACGUCGAACGAAUGGAACAUGUUCUUUAUCGACUUCGAGUGUUGUGCUGUGAAUGCAGUCACCGGACCUACAAAUGAUUUCGAUACCAGUCCUUGGUGCACCACAAGUGGUUCUUGUCAACGGACAGAUUCUCAGAUCCCUAAAGCAUGUUGUAUUGGUGUAACUAAGGACGACUACCAAUCAGCACCGGCUUCUUGUCAUGGCAGCGCCGCCGAUAAAUUUAAUACAAAGGGUUGUCUGGAAGCUAUACAGGAGAAACUAACGGAGAAUAGAAAUCAACGAGAUGUAGAUAUAGACCAUGUUCUAAGUGAAGGAUUCCGUGUUGUACUGAUGAUGGCUGUAUGUGCAAUCAUAUCUGUUUUUGAAAUAUUUGCCAAUUGUUGUGGAUAUCGAGUAACAGAAAAACAAAAGAUCAACCCUCAUUCCUGAGAAUGUUGAAGUAACCAUAACAAAUGCUAUUCCUAUAAAUACUGCCAGUAAUUAUUUUAAUCCUCUCAUUGUUAAUGUAUAAUGUACGUCAUCUCAUCUGUUAGCAAUACGUUUGCUUAUAUAUUUUGCAUUAGAAUCUCUUUGCGUUCUGAUAUCAAUCCGAAUAUGAAAUUGUAUUUUUGGUUCAGUCGUUAUAUUUUUAAACUUUAUGAAAAAAUUAGACUCUGUUUUUGUGAAGCAAUUCUGCGUCCAGUUGACCUCUAAUAUAAACAAACACGAUGAUAUGUGUAAUGAAAGUAUGAAAAAAUAAAGUACAUGAAA